Molecule: messenger RNA, 1202 nt
Organism: Saccostrea echinata
Lineage: Eukaryota; Metazoa; Mollusca; Bivalvia; Ostreida; Ostreidae
Product: splicing factor C9orf78 homolog
Exons: 9
Coding region: 42-905 (287 amino acids)
Biological process (GO): mRNA splicing, via spliceosome
Cellular component (GO): spliceosomal complex
Source: RefSeq, a predicted model, not a curated record
UACUAUACCUUCAAACGUUUAAGCGAUGCGUAAAUGCUGUCAUGGCUGACUUUAAGAAAACUAAAUCUCGAAAUAUUAGAAAAAGACGUAAAUCUUCAGAAAGCGACUCUGAUUCGUGUGAAGAAGAUUCUGUUGGCACAAAAAUCCAGGAUAUAAAAGAACUACAGAAAUUGAGAAACAAACAGAAUGGAGUUAAUGCUACAGCUCUGGCACUGGGAAAGAAAAUUUCUAAGGAACAAGCUCUCUCAAAUAGUGACCCAUUCAAACUGGAGACUGGUGGCAUGGUUGAUAUGAAGGCAUUGAAGAAAAAGAAACUAUCAACAGAAGAAGUAGAAGCCAUUGGUACAGCUUUUGCAGCUGAAACAAACAGAAGAGAUGAAGACACAGAAAUGUUGAAGUAUGUAGAGGUGGAGUUAGCAAGGAGGAAAGGUCACCACAAGGAAGAGACACCAGUAAAAGGGCCCUCAAAAGAAGAUGCUUUGUACAGUUUACCUGAAAAUCUCAAAGUUGGAUCAUCGAGCAAAAAGACAGAAGACAUGUUGUCAAAUCAAAUGCUCUCAGGAAUACCUGAAAUUGACCUUGGUAUAGAGGCCAAGAUAGCCAACAUUGAAACAACAGAGAUAGCCAAGCAGAAACUUCUGAUAGAGAACAUGAGGAAGAAAGAGCAUGAAGUCUCAGCCUUUGUCCCAACAAACAUGGCUGCCAAUUUUGUUCAGCACAACAGAUUCAACAUUGAGGACACAGCUCCAAUACUGAAAAAGCCUGAGGAGGCCCCCAAACCAGAACCUGUCAGGGUAGGGGAUGUGGACAAAUUAAAGAAAGUUGAAAAGGGCUCCAAAGGAACAGAGAAAGCCACAGAUGACUUUCACUACGAGAAAUUCAAGAAACAAAUGAGACGGUACUGAGAAUCUACACAAAUCUGAGAUGUUCAUAAUCAUCAGCCAUCUCACAGAGUGAAAGAGAACUAAGUUUAUUGUCUUCUGUCCAUAGUUUCUGUUUAAAUCUUGUAAUUGAAGGCAGAAAUUCAGCCAGCAGUGAUGGACUGUUUGGAGGACUUGUGAAGUUCCAUUUUUGUUAUUUUAUUGUCAUAUGUAUAUAUCUCAAAUAAAUCAACAACAUUUCCCCCCCCCCCCCCCCCCCCCCCCCCCGAUUUUGUACAUAAUUGUUACUGAUGCAAUCUGAAAUGUAGAAUAUUAUACUGA